AUGUGCGGAAUAUGUUUUAUUUGUUCGAUGUCACCGUCAGCGAAGUCACAGAUUGGAGACUUGAUGAAUACUUUAUUUUGUGAUCCCUUGCUGCAUCACCGAGGUCCAGAUGUGUCUAGAAGUCAUGUCAUCUCACUUGCUGAAAACCUUACUGGCUACAUGCAGGGUUGUGUUCUACAUCUUCGGGGUCAUUUAACACCACAGCCUGUGUCUGAUGCAGAUGGCAAUGCUUUUCUAUGGAAUGGAGAAGUUUUUGAUGGCAUACAGGUAGAGGAACAUGAAAAUGAUACUGAGGUUCUGUUUGGUCACUUAGUCAAGUGUCUUACGGAGGAUGAUGUCCUGAACACCAUGCAGAAGGUCCAUGGGCCUUGGGCUUUUAUAUUUUGGCAGGCAGACACACAGAAGUUAUGGUUUGGCCGAGACAUGUAUGGAAGAAGAAGCCUGUUGUGGCAUCUGCCACUUUCCCCUACUGACCAUUUAGUGCUGACAUCUGUAGCCUUGGGCGAAAUGGCCUACACUGAAAUACCUUCAGUUGGCAUCUUUUGCCUGGACUAUUCUCAAGUGCCACCACCCAGCGCUGGUGCCUCUCAGUGCCCUGUGUUGACCCUGUUUCCAUGGAAAGACUGUAGGUGGCCUGGCAUCUUUCUGCCCGUUACAGAAACUGAUGAGAAUAAUAUUCUGGCAUUUUUAUACCCAAAUCUGGCAACUUGCAUAUCAGUUUGUAUUGAUAGGAGGAGUAUUCUGGACUCCUGGAUCCCACAUAUAAAUAACCAGUUGCCUGCUAAGGAGGCUUCUUCGCUAAAUACCAGCAUUGAUCUUACAAACUGUGCCUCUUUAGAAGAUAUGCUGAUUAACAUCUUGAAUGCCAGAAGUGAUUUAGAUGCACUAGCAGAUGAACUGAUACAUGUUCUGCAAUCAUCAGUGGAUAAAAGAGUGAAGAAUCUACCAAGGAAUCCCAGAAGCUGUGAACACCUUCACUUCCAAGAGAGUCAAACCCUGAUUUUGCAAGCUAAUGUUGCUGUCCUGUUUUCUGGUGGCUUGGACUCUACUGUCCUCGCAGCUUUAGCUGACAGAUGUGUGCCUGAAGGUGAACCAAUUGAUCUGUUAAAUGUGGCUUUUGAACAGUCUGUCACAACCAAUCUUAAAAGCGACAUGGAAGAUAUUGCAAGCAGAGCCGUAGAUGUAGACAGAUUCAGCGUCCCUGAUAGACAGACUGGAUUGUUGGCUCUGUCUGAGCUGAACCCCAAGCGUAUGUGGAAUUUUGUCAAAAUAAACGUUUCGCAGGCCGAGCUACAGGAUUUGCGUAAAUCUCAUAUACGGAGGUUGAUUUAUCCUUUACAGACCGUGCUGGAUGAUAGUAUCGGGUGUGCUGUGUGGUUUGCUGCAAGAGGUUCUGGUGUGACACUUCACAACAAUGAAAAGUUUACAAGCAAAGCCAGGGUACUACUAUGUGGCAUGGCUGCAGAUGAACAGUUUGCUGGGUAUUCUCGGCAUCGUGUGACAUUUCAGACCAAGGGGUGGGCAGGGCUGUUGAAGGAGAUACAGGAGGAGAUGUGGAGAAUAUCGGCCAGGAAUCUUGGAAGGGAUGACAGAAUAAUUACAGACCAUGGCAAGGAAUGUAGGUUUCCUUUCUUGGAUGAAACCUUCACACGGUUUGUUAGUGCACUUCCACUUUGUAAGCGGGCAGACCUCCACUUGCCACGUGGGGUUGGUGAUAAACUCCUCCUUCGACUGUGUGCUGUCAAACUAGGUUUGGUGAAGACUGCAUCACAACCAAAACGAGCAAUUCAGUUUGGAUCAAGGAUUGCCAAACUGGACAAACGUAAAGAAAAGGGCUCUGAUGUGUGUGAUCGACUUGCGUGA
Candidula unifasciata is the source of this 1863-nucleotide messenger RNA. Lineage: Eukaryota; Metazoa; Mollusca; Gastropoda; Stylommatophora; Geomitridae. The record is from the annotation of a GenBank genome assembly.